Messenger RNA from Funneliformis geosporum, 1287 nucleotides. NCBI's taxonomy places the organism in Eukaryota, Fungi, Glomeromycota, Glomeromycetes, Glomerales, Glomeraceae. The record is from the annotation of a GenBank genome assembly.
AUGUUUCGAAGUAUCUAUAAGAUAGUAACUUUUACUAUGGAUUUUACAUUAGGAAAUGAACAAACGGUUAACAAUGUUGAGGUGUCGGAUGGGUCAGAGAGUCGAAUCAUUGAUGGAAAACAAGAUCAUGAUCAGAAAGAUAAUGUUCCAUCUGUAGUAGACCCAAACUUAUCACGUGAUAUAAAACCCAUUCCUGUGAGUAACAGGUUUUCCGAAAAUUCGAAAUCAUCACAUGAGAGACAAAAACAAGAGGAAGAAAUUGCCAAUACUUCUCCCAUCAUCUGCCCGGAGAUAGAUAGAAAUGUAGAGACAGAAAGAUCGGAAAAAGAAAAAUCUUCUGAUAGCUUACCAAGGGCGUCCCAAAGGGACCACAUCCUACUGACCAAGAAUAGUGGGAAUGUUCAGGCUUCUUCAAUUCCCAGAUCGAUAAGUAUUAAGAGACUUGCCAAUUCAUUCUGCCAGGCAAAUGUUGGAAGAAAUAAACCGAUUGUAGCAAAGCGAUCAGAGAUUACAUUAUGGCGUUUAUUUUCUGAAAGAUUCGAAGAUAAAGUCGUGGAGCUUAGGUCUAAUGAUAAGAAACUUACAGAUCAAACUGCACGAAAGCAGAUUUAUAAUGAAAUGAAACCUUACCUUACAGGCGUUUCGGAUGGAAAUUUACGUACAAUGACCUGUAGAGCACGAAAAAUCAAUAAGUUGUUUGGGUAUGAAUAUGAUCCCGUAACUCUGAAAAAGAUUGAUGGUAUGCCAGGAUACAUGGUUAAUCGGGUCACCUGUAAUGCUUAUAGUAUCUCAAAACUCACUAAUCCACAAAUCCAAUAUAUCAUUGAUCAAGUCAAAUUGAAAACAAUCACUAGUCAUGUGAACGAAACCUCUGAGACCAUGGCUAAUACUUCAGCUAAUGACCCCUCAGAUGACAAUUUUAGUAAUACCUCGGAUGUUACAGAUUAUUUUAAGGAAGAAGAAGAGAUCCCGGAGGGACCUAAAAACGUUCUUAGUGAAUCUGAAGAGGAAGAAGACUCCGAUGCUAAUAAAUCUGAUUCCGAUGUAUAUUUCAAAUCCGAUGACUCUGACUCCGAUGAUGAAUAUGAUCAUGAACUACAUGAAAGGCUCCAGCGUGAAGAAAUGACAAGAAUAGCAAAGUUAGAGGAAAAACCACCUGCUGAUGACGAUUUUGAUAAAAUACUCAUGGAAAUCCACGAGAACCAUGAUAUAUAUUUUGAUGAUUCCGUACCCUUGACUCAUGAUGGGACAUUUGGGACAUAUAUGGGACAUAGUUGGGACAUAUAG